Messenger RNA from Saimiri boliviensis boliviensis (Bolivian squirrel monkey), 3418 nucleotides. The record is from RefSeq and is a predicted model, not a curated record. NCBI's taxonomy places the organism in Eukaryota, Metazoa, Chordata, Mammalia, Primates, Cebidae.
AAAAAAAAAAAAAAAAUCCAACUGGGGACAAGAGCAGUGCUGGGUCAGGGAAUAAAAGUUCUCAGGAGGCUGCUUCACUCAUCACUGCCUCAAGAGGUAGACCUUGGUGACCUGCCACUUCUACUUAGGUUCAAGCAGAUUCAUCAUGAGAAAUCUUGUGCUUCACUUACACACCAAAUAUGUUUUUUAUUUAAUCAACAUUGUUUCAGCAUAUAUCAUUUGCAAAACACUCCAUGAUGGCUGUACAUACACCAAAACAAGUGAAACAGUCUUUGCCCUCAAAGGAUGCCAAUUAAGGUAUAUGUUGCGGCAGGUGGGGACCUUUGGGAUACAGUAUAAGGAGGGGCCAAAGGUUCCCGGCUGGAGAAGUCUUCUACAGAUCGGAGAAACCACGAACACCUCUCAUAUUUACAGCCUGCCUAGCUUGUUUUCCAGCUGGAAUACCCUUCUCCCAUUUCCACUUCUCUACAUUCUUGUUCUGUUUCCAAGACCAAUUUAUUAAUUAAAUCUGCCCUAUUAUAUUGGCAAGACCAGCUCCCAAUACAUCAAUGUGGGUUUAAGAUCUCUCAAAGUGAUCAAGUGGUCGAUAAAAGAGAGAGUCAAGAAAAAAAUUUUCCUUAAAGCUGGGCCCAGGGAAGACACCACAUAAUGCUGCUCCCUGGGUGUCUGACAUUCUCCUGAAAACCUGUUUUUUAUUGUGCUCUUUCAAUAGGAGAGGGGGAGCAAGGUUAUGCAAAGUUUCAGUGAUAAUUAUACAAAAAGAAUACAUUUGCAAAAACUGGCACAGAAAAAUCACAACGUGGUAUUAAUAAAAGCAGAACAAUGUAAAAAUAACUGUGUGUCAACAUAGAAAUCAAACAUCUUAGCAAGAAUAUAGAUUAAACUUAACCUUAUGAUUAUCAGCAAAAACCUAUUGGGCUCCCAGCUACGAGGAGAACAGGAUCUGACACAGGACAAGCAGCCUGACCAUAAAAACUGCAAGAGGAGGGGGCUUCACGCAGGCCUGGAGGAGCAGCGGGAGAAGAAAGACUUUGACAUCCUUAUCUCCGCCACAGAGACAGAGGCCCCUCAUCCGUUGAUAGGCUCUCCAUAAGGGUUGCGUUCCCUUUCCAGGGCCAUAAUCAACGUGCCUUUCCUGGGAAGGAAUCCAGGUAAUAAACCUCUCCAUUGCACGUCCGUUUAUAGGCUCUCUCUGCAACCAGAAGCCCAUGAUGCGCUGUCAUCUCUCCUGGCAGUCAAACUACGUGGUUAGUCCCUUUCACAGAGUUCCUGUUUUUACCAGAACAGUUCACCAGAGCCAAAGUUACACACUGACGCUCAGCAGAGCCAAAGUUACAAGUCACUGCUCAGCAUUUCACAUUGUCCUUCAUUUUUUCAAAUAUAAUUGGUACAGUAACAAGCAUCACAAAGCAAAUAACUCAUUUCAGGACAACCAAAUUCUAAGAGAAUUUACAGGUUAAAAAUCAACAACAAUUUCUUCUUGUUAUUUCAGAUAGCUCGGGUUUUGCCAAUUCUUCCAGAAGCUUGGGGUUGCUCAGUGACCGCAGAGGGGUUCAGAGUACUCCCAGCACCAUUCCCCUUGCUGAAUAUACUGUUGACAUCUGAGAACUCCCAUUGUAUCCCACCUUGAGAUAAUUAUGUGUGUUGGGGUCUUACGGAGAAAGGAGGGAGAUGUAUGGUCCCUCAUAGACAAAAUGCAUUUUAGCCAGUCUUUUUAGAUUUGCCAUUGGAUCCAGGAUGCCUUGCCGUAACACUUUCUGAAGAAAGGAAAACAAUUAAAGGUAACGCCUCCUUUCUGUUCAUACCUUACUCUUCAUGAAAGAUAACAGCCUUCUCAAACCACUAUCAGAGAGAAGAAGAGAGAAAACACGGGACACUGACUGGGAUAGUGAGAGCACUAACCUCUUUUUUCUUCGCUCUUUUCUCUGACUUGAUUGCUUCUCUCAUCUGGAAACAAUGUGCUCAUUGGUAGAUUAGUAGCUGUUAAUCUCAGCUGAAGGGAAUUUCAUCUUAUAAGAAGUGGGAUGGCUAUAUUCCCGUUAGUAUUUAAGAAAUCCCUUACCGUAGUAGGUGUUACUUCUUAUGGCUGGAUUUCCCUAAAGCUGAGAUGGAACACCAGGUCCAAGUUCCCUUGUCUGAAGAGUGUACAGUUGCUAUUAACCGACUAGCAGCUUAUGAGCUGCUUGUCAGUGAUGUUUAUUUAUCCAUGGUUAGUAUGGGUUCUUGAGCAACUGAGGGGAAUAUUUUAGCUCUGCUCUGGGUGAAAAUAUAUCUUCUAUCUCCUUAAUAAUAGUGGUUAUGACCAGAUUGGUGGUCAAAUACCAGACGAAGCAGCGAUUCCAUGGUUGGGAUAUUGCUUCUCUGCAGCCCUAGGAUUACAAGCUGUGGGCUUUGAUAGGGAAAGUUACAGUUCUCUCCAGUGUGUUCCAAAACUACACGGGCAUCAAACACUGGCGACAGACUGAAUAAACAGUUUUAUACCGAUACGCUAUUUCAAAAUUGAUAUGGAUGUGUUAGGACUGAUGAAAUGUGUUUUUAAAAUGUAAAUUUAUGCUAUACUUGUCAUAUCUACAAAAUUAGAAGAUAUGAGUGCUCGCAUCUAAGUUAAAAAAUAUGACCCUUAAAGAGGCCGUAAGAGUAAAACAUUAGGCACCAGCAUUUGGGGACUGCAUAGCUGAUCUUUGAGGUAGACUAGGUUCUGGAGUACAGCUAGAGCCUUCUGGAGGUCAAAGAACAAAGAGCCCCCAAGACUGACCAAAGAAGGCCUUUUCCCAGACAACCGCUGAGACAACAAAGUGAGUUUUUGUGGGAGUCGGGUCUUAAAAACUACUUUCUCUCACCCUCAGCCUCCCCCUCCUAUGUUUGACCAGGCCUGCUAUUACACUGAAGAUACGGGAAUACCUCCUUUUGCCCACUUCUUCUCGGAGCAGACUGAGAUCAAAAGGGAGGACGCAAAGCGGUUCCUAAGAUAUCUAAGAAAACGUGAGAGUAUGAUCUGCCUUCCGCUUAUUAAGAGGCCUGGCAUAGAUAACUGGUCAAGUGGCUUACAAGCCCUGAGAUGUGCUGUGCAGAUGGAGAACACAUUAACCAAUAUCCUACAAGACCUGAAAGCCAGAGCUUCUAAGGAUGAAGAAAUGGAGCUCGUAAACAUCGUAAUGGAGUUCCUACAUAAACAGGGAGUAAACGUAGCUUUUUUGGAGCACCAUCAGAAGAUACUAGAAGAGUGUCUCCAACAGAAAGACCCGUCUGAAAAUUCUGCUGAGACAACAGCCUUCAGUAAAAGAGAGUGAGCAACGAAGACCUCUGACACUGACAGAACUGGCCGAAUAUGAGGACACCAUCAUUUAUGAGGUUGCAAGACUGGCUUGCAGGAUGAGCGAGAGGAACAAACACAAGGCCUGGUGCGUGGCUGACUCAU